This is a messenger RNA of Gekko japonicus, 745 nucleotides long. RefSeq names its product complexin-1. Lineage: Eukaryota; Metazoa; Chordata; Lepidosauria; Squamata; Gekkonidae. Gene Ontology annotation, cellular component: SNARE complex; terminal bouton. Gene Ontology annotation, molecular function: syntaxin binding. The transcript has 4 exons. Gene Ontology annotation, biological process: regulation of neurotransmitter secretion; neurotransmitter transport; synaptic vesicle exocytosis. The record is from RefSeq and is a predicted model, not a curated record. Bases 129 to 533 code for a protein of 134 amino acids.
GGAGACAGAACUGCGGGAACCCAAACGCUGGAACGAAAAGAAAAGCUGCAGGCAGCUGCUCGAGAACUUGUCUGAGUCUGACUUGCAUGUGAGAACUGAUCUGGUGGAAAGGAAUCUAAGCCAUCAACAUGGAAUUUGUAAUGAAACAAGCUCUAGGAGGGGCGACCAAAGACAUGGGGAAGAUGCUGGGUGGUGAAGAAGAAAAGGACCCGGAUGCCGCCAAGAAGGAAGAGGAACGGCAGGAGGCCCUUAGGCAGCAAGAGGAAGAGAGGAAAGCAAAAUACGCCAAGAUGGAGGCUGAAAGGGAAAACGUGAGGCAAGGGAUUCGGGACAAGUAUGGGAUCAAGAAGAAGGAGGAAAGGGAAGCAGAGGCCCAAGCUGCUCUGGAAGCCAACGCUGAAGGAAGCCUGACACGUCCAAAGAAGGCCAUCCCUCCCGGCUGCGGCGAUGAGGACGAGGAGGAGGAAGAAAGCAUUCUAGACACCGUUAUCAAAUACCUGCCUGGUCCCCUCCAGGACAUGUUUAAGAAGUAAAGUCCAUGGACAGUUAAGCAAUGGAUUUCUCCUUAAUAAAAUGGGGGAUUUCUACUUGCCACGCAUCACGCCACCUCUUCCCCCUCCCCCCGCCACUACAGCCCCAGUCAUUCAUUCGAAUCCACCCCUUCCCCCACCGACUUCCCAUCCAUUCCUUAUUUUGUACAUACUCACCUUGAGUAGAUGCCUCCAAAUGGAUGUAAAGAUUAACA